CCUCCGCGUCCUCGGCGGCGUCCGCUUCCCAGGCGAAGCCGCAGGCACCCGCGAGGGCACAGGCAGGGGCUCCCGGCGAUUGGCCUGGCAGGGCUAGGACGGCGGUAGGAGCUGGGCGCGCACGGUUACCGAGCGUGGAGGAGACACUGCCCUGCGGCGAUGGGUGCCAGGGGCGCUCCUUCACGCCGGAGGCAGGCGGGGCGGCGGCUGCGAUACCUGCCCACCGGGAGCUUUCCCUUUCUUCUCCUCCUGCUACUUCUCUGCAUCCAGCUCGGGGGAGGACAGAAGAAAAAAGAGAAUCUUUUAGCUGAAAAAGUAGAACAACUGAUGGAAUGGAGUUCCAGGCGCUCAAUCUUCCGAAUGAAUGGUGAUAAAUUCCGAAAAUUUAUAAAGGCACCACCUCGAAACUAUUCUAUGAUUGUUAUGUUCACUGCUCUUCAGCCUCAGCGGCAAUGUUCUGUGUGCAGGCAAGCUAAUGAAGAAUAUCAAAUACUGGCUAACUCCUGGCGCUACUCGUCUGCCUUUUGCAACAAACUCUUCUUCAGUAUGGUGGACUAUGAUGAGGGGACAGAUGUUUUCCAACAGCUCAACAUGAAUUCUGCUCCUACAUUCAUGCAUUUUCCUCCAAAAGGCAGACCAAAAAGAGCUGAUACUUUUGACCUUCAAAGAAUUGGAUUUGCUGCUGAACAACUAGCAAAGUGGAUUGCUGACAGAACGGAUGUUCAUAUUCGAGUCUUCAGACCACCCAACUAUUCUGGCACCAUAGCUUUGGCCCUGUUAGUGUCACUCGUUGGCGGUUUGCUCUAUCUAAGAAGGAACAACUUGGAAUUCAUCUAUAACAAGACUGGUUGGGCCAUGGUAUCUCUGUGUAUAGUUUUUGCUAUGACUUCUGGGCAGAUGUGGAAUCAUAUUCGUGGACCUCCAUAUGCUCAUAAGAACCCACACAAUGGACAAGUGAGCUACAUUCACGGAAGCAGCCAAGCUCAGUUCGUGGCCGAGUCACACAUUAUUCUGGUACUAAAUGCUGCUAUCACCAUGGGGAUGGUUCUUCUAAAUGAAGCAGCAACAUCCAAGGGAGAUGUUGGAAAAAGACGGAUAAUUUGCCUAGUGGGAUUAGGCCUGGUGGUCUUCUUCUUCAGUUUUCUACUUUCAAUAUUUCGUUCCAAAUACCACGGCUAUCCUUAUAGUGAUCUGGACUUUGAGUGAGAAGAUGUGAUUUGGACCAUGGCACUUUAAAACUAUAACCUCAGCUUUUUAAUUAAAUGAAGCCAAGUGGGAUUUGCAUAAAGUGAAUGUUUACCAUGAAGAUAAAGUGUUCCUGAGAUAUAGUUUGAAUUCUUGAGUUCAUAUCCACGUUGAUUGUGAUAAUUCUAGCGUAUUCUUGUACAAUUUUUGAAAUGUGUUUUCCUAGCCAAUUUAAUUUAUAGAAGUGGAUAGUUAAGAUUCAUAUUAGCACUGGAAAGAACAAGAAAUACUGAAGUGUUUUCAAGCAUAUUAUAUUCAGUGUAUGCUGUAGGACUGAAAUAAAUGACAAUGUAAAUUAUGAA
Molecule: messenger RNA, 1547 nt
Organism: Mustela lutreola (European mink)
Lineage: Eukaryota; Metazoa; Chordata; Mammalia; Carnivora; Mustelidae
Gene: TUSC3
Product: tumor suppressor candidate 3
Exons: 11
Coding region: 160-1206 (348 amino acids)
Cellular component (GO): oligosaccharyltransferase complex
Source: RefSeq, a predicted model, not a curated record